This is a messenger RNA of Pangasianodon hypophthalmus (striped catfish), 5498 nucleotides long. It is a transcript of the gene sppl3, whose product is annotated as signal peptide peptidase 3. NCBI's taxonomy places the organism in Eukaryota, Metazoa, Chordata, Actinopteri, Siluriformes, Pangasiidae. The coding region runs from base 460 to 1608 and encodes 382 amino acids. Gene Ontology annotation, molecular function: aspartic endopeptidase activity, intramembrane cleaving. The transcript is spliced from 10 exons. Gene Ontology annotation, cellular component: cytoplasmic side of endoplasmic reticulum membrane; lumenal side of endoplasmic reticulum membrane; Golgi-associated vesicle membrane. Gene Ontology annotation, biological process: membrane protein proteolysis. The record is from RefSeq and is a predicted model, not a curated record.
ACAAGGCGCGUCCUCGAGGCUGUGCGCGCGCGCUCUCGAUGAUCUCGCCAUACAAAACAAAGCUCUCUGCGCCGCUUUCAUUCGGGGUUUUUACAGACUACAGGCAGGAUCUGCAUGCAGACGGAGAGGAAAAUCCUCCGGGGGGGAAAAUGGAUUUACAGCUAGUCUAAUAAGCCUUUGAUACCUGGAUCAGGGUAGUAAAAAUAACAGCAAAACAACAACAACAACAAAACGCCAGGAGGUCGUUGUUUUGAUCAUAUAGUGCUCUGAGUGCUUUGUCUUUGGCCGUUUACUGUUGCAAGCCAGCGUCUGGGGGGAAAUAAGCGAUCGCCAUGUUGUUACCAAAAGGGCUUCACUAAAGAAGGUGGACAUUGAAAGUGUGGAGGGAAUAAUAUCCUUUUAUUUCCCCCUCUCUCCAUCGUGGUCUCGCCGUUUUGCUGACUGUUUGUCCUCGGCGACAUGGCGGAGCAAAGCUACUCUUGGGCGUACUCCCUUGUCGACUCCAGCCAGGUGUCCACCUUCCUCAUUUCCAUCCUCCUCAUUGUCUAUGGCAGCUUCAGGUCGUUAAACAUGGACUGUGAGAACCAGGACAAGGACAAGGAUGGAAAUCCCACAGCCACCAGCUCUUUCAACAACACCAACUCUAACAACAGUAUUCAGACCAUCGACUCCACACAGGCUCUGUUCCUCCCAAUCGGAGCAUCUGUCUCGCUCCUAGUCAUGUUCUUCUUCUUCGAUUCGGUCCAGGUGGUCUUCACCAUCUGCACUGCAGUUCUGGCUACUAUAGCGUUUGCAUUCCUGCUGUUGCCGAUGUGCCAGUAUCUGACACGACCCUGCUCCCCACAGAACAAGAUUUCAUUUGGCUGCUGUGGCCGUUUCACGCUGGCUGAGCUGCUCUCCUUCUCCCUCUCGGUCAUGCUCGUCCUCAUCUGGGUGCUCACAGGACACUGGCUCCUCAUGGACGCGCUGGCGAUGGGUCUGUGUGUGGCGAUGAUUGCCUUUGUGAGAUUGCCCAGUCUGAAGGUGUCCUGCCUGCUCCUGUCUGGUCUGCUCAUCUAUGAUGUGUUCUGGGUCUUCUUCUCAGCUUACAUCUUUAACAGUAACGUGAUGGUGAAGGUGGCCACGCAGCCGGCUGAUAACCCGCUGGACGUUAUCUCCCGUAAGCUGCACCUGGGUCCCAGCAUGGGCCGGGACGUGCCACGCCUCUCGCUCCCAGGCAAGCUGGUGUUCCCGAGCUCCACGGGCAGCCACUUCUCCAUGCUGGGCAUCGGCGACAUCGUCAUGCCCGGCCUGCUGCUCUGCUUCGUGCUGCGCUACGACAAUUACAAAAAGCAGGCGAGUGGCGAGGCACAGAGCCCCGCCAACAUGUCCGGGCGCAUGCAGCGCGUCUCCUACUUCCACUGCACCCUCAUCGGCUACUUCGUGGGUCUGCUGACUGCGACUGUGGCGUCUCGGAUUCACCGUGCAGCGCAGCCCGCUCUGCUCUACCUGGUGCCCUUCACCCUGCUGCCUCUGCUCACCAUGGCCUACCUGAAGGGCGAUCUGCGGCGCAUGUGGUCUGAGCCUUUCCAUGCCAAGUCCAGCAGCUCCCGGUUCAUGGACGUAUGAUGGCCAUGAGCGAGACGGGCAGCAUUCACUUCAACUCAUCCCCAACACACACAGGGAGAGGGAGAGCAGGAACAUGGGAGGGGGGAGUCGCACACGUCUUCUCAUCUCCUUAUUCAUGGAUCAGAUGGAGAGCAGCUUGACUUCACUGCCAGAUGGAUUCUGCUCAGCACAUUCACUCACCUUCUCUUUUUAUUACCUCUUCUGUUUCCUCUCUCUCUCUCUCUCUCUCUCUCUCUCUCUCUCUUUCUCUCUCUCAUCUCCCCCAUUGGUCCCUGUUGGACUGAGAGGCCACUCCUUAAUAGACUUGUCUUUACGGGACACAACUGGUGCUCGAUGAGCUCCACGUGAUUAUUUUUUUUCUAAUCGGCGUCAUUAUGGAUUUGCAGACUGUUGGUGUGUUUUGUUUUUUGUUUGUUUGUUUUUGGGGGUUUUUUUUUGUUUGUUUUUUGUUUAGUUUUGUUUUUUGAACCACGGACAAGACGCUGAGAAAGUCUCAGCUUAGGACAGUGAUGACCCUGAGGGGACCAACAUGCGCACACAUACACACACACACACACACAUACACACAAGGCCACAGACGCUUUCCUGCUUCUCUCUCUCUCUCUUUUGCGUCCUCUCCUCCUCUCUUAUAAGCCCAUCCCCUUUCCCCUUUACAGAUAUGUGUAUUUUAUUUAGAAAGAUUUUAUUCUUGGCAUAUACAGAAACAACGCAUUAUGAAACGGAGUGUGUCCUUACCGUUGGGAAGGCCACGCCCCUCUAUGUAUAUAUGUGUACACAUGUAUUAGGGUUAUCAUGUUGGGGUGCAAGUGUGUAUGUCUGUGUGAUCAAAUAUGAAUUGUGUGUCUGUGUGAGUGAGGGUUUUUUUCGUGCUUUUCCCUUUGUUGCUUUUUAGGUGGAUUUGUAGUGAGAGGUUGAUGGGAAAUGCAGUUUUUUUUUUUUUCUCUGAAAGUCGCACCAUAUACACUUUUUACGACCAUGUUCCCUCGUUUAAAGAAAUAGUUUGGUGAAAUUUGGACGAUUUCUCACCCCAAAGACAUGUUUGGGGUCUGAUGUUUGCAGCUUUUUUUUUUUGUUUGUUUGUUUUGUUUUGUUUUUUGGAGUUCUGAGAUAAUGGAAGGCCAUGGGCAGGAUUCCCAAGAUGAUGUGUUCAAGUUUUGUUCAUUUUUAUAGAUCACACUAAGUCUCACCGUGUCCUAGUCUGCUUUAUACCACCGCACUGAUGAAUUCUUCAGAAGCUUGCCGAUUAAUAAAUCAGUAACAGGUUUAUAUUAAUGCACUCGUUCUGACAUGUAAUCGUUUCUAUAGUAACAGUUCAUUCACUCGUAUGAUCGACGCUUCAUGUAAUCUGAGGGUGCUUUCACAUAUGCAGUGUUUAGUCCACCUGAAUCGAACUCUAGUGUGUUUUCUUCUUUAGUCCGGUUCCGAGACCAUCUCAGCGAGGUGAUUUCUGUCUGCUUCCAGUCAAACUCUUCGAGGUCGAUUCGAUCCAACGGCAGGAAGUGAGUUUUAAAUUGCGGUUUUGAUGUUUUUUUUUCUGUAGACAUGAACUGCUAAAAUGAGUUGCAAACCAUGGCAAAGGACAGAGCUGUAGCGCUGCGGAAAUGCGAUGUGCUCUGGAGAUUUUGACUGAACAAAAAGAGAAAAUAAAUCCCAGAGACGAUACACAAAAUGUUUUCAAAUAGUUGUUUAUAUAAUUAUCUAGUAAUAUAUUGAAUGCAGCUGUUGUGUGUGUGUGUGUGUGUGCUCAGAUUAUGUUUUGUGAAUUCUACACACACCACACAGUAAAGUUCUGUUUAAUUUCUCAGCACCGUAUUUCUGACCAAUUAAAGAAAGAAAGAGCGCUUUACACGUUUUCUUUUUUUCCUCAGCGCUACACACCCGUUGUUAUCUGGUUUACUCAGUUGCGUACAGUGAGAAAACAAAACAAACCAAAAGUUUCACAUUUCACUCUGAUUUGAAUUCAGCAAACAGACUAAUAGCUGUGAAAGCACAUCUAAUAAUAAAUGGAUUAAGAAAAAGUUAUUAUUUAAUAAAGAAAAGCGUAUUUCCGUAUAGAGAUGUUUAUGUAACAUUUAUUGGAAGGAGUCUCCAGUGCCAGCAUUUUGUAACAAUCAGUAAGUCUUCAGGACAGAGGACUUUUGUGCUUUCUGGUUUCUCUAACAUAAGCUGUGUUUUUUUUGUCUUUUUAACUUCAGAAGAGAAGCUGGUGAGGGAAUGACUGUUUAUAGCUGCUAUAACGUAAGAGAGAACAGGAACUUACUUGUCUCAUAGAUGUAUUAUAUAAUUAAAUAUAAGUACAAACAGUUCAAAAGGAUGACGUCCUGCUCAUUGAUGAAUUGAAAAUCCCACCACCCAGUGUGGAUUAUUUUCCUAUAACAGCAUGGCCUGUAGCGUAUUAUUAUUAUUAUUAUUAUUAUUAUUAAUGACUUAUCAUUUUCAUUUCUAAUACGACGCUACACUGGCUUCAUGGUUUCAGAACUAACUUUUCACCAAACUAUUCCUUUAAGCUGCAGGUAACUAGCAGGAGGGACUAAAGGGUGGCACGGCUUCAAGAGGGGCUUCAGUAUGCUAGAGAAAGAGUGUGUGUGUGUGUGUGUGUGUGUGUGUGUGUGUGUGUGUGUGUGUGUGUGUGUGUGUGUGUGUGUGUGUGUGUGUGUGUGUGUGUGUGUGUGUGUGUGUGUGUCUGUCUGACUGAACUGAAUGUAUGGCAUUACCUCUGUUAAGUCUGUUCAGAAUGGUGCUCUUACAGUCGACGGGCUCAGCGCUGAUUACGGUUGUCGUUAAGAAGCGGUGUGGCUUGUAGGCAUGUGCCAGUAUUAUCCGAACAAAUUCCUAACCCAAUUAUGGGAUUCCCUUCUUUGAGACGGCUCUUUCAAAUCUCCCUGAAGUAAGAAUCCAAGAUAACAGUAAUUUGUGCAUUAAAUUGUCACAAUAUGUUGUAAAAGUGAUAACUGGCACAUGCCUAGUGGCUUGCGUUCUAAUUCUCCCUUUAUUUUAGUAUUUUCUUGACAAUUAUUUGCCCUAAGAGACUGGAAUUGUGUGUGACUGGUGUGUGUGAGUGACUGGUGUGUGUCAGUGAGGUUUGCUGGUUUGUCUGUCGAGAUUUUCUUGAGUUCCGCUCCUUUAUUUUUUUUUUUUUUUUUCUACUUGUUACCCGUUUCAUUAUUUCUAAAUCUGUGAGUUGUCUGGCCUUGCAUGUGAAGUGUACAGUGUGUCGUCGUUCAGGAAGCCCACGGCAGCACUGCAACACUCGCGCACACGCAGGCUUUCAGCGAACGAACGAGCGUAUGAUUGCACAACAACAUAAACACAAGUGCUCGGGCUACAAAGAUCCUCGGAGGGUUUGGACGCCUCGGGCCCUGUAUCUCAGACAGGGACAGGGACAGGGACCUCACAGACGCCAGGCAGAGAACAUUGUCCUGACCACGGCACAUUCGGAGCAUCACAGAUGUCGACUUACCCACAAUCCCUUUCUUGAUCCCCUGCCAGCCCCCCUUAUGGACAUGAAACUCUGAAAUCAUGGAAUGAUUGAACAUUUUCAAAAGGUUUUCUUUUUUAUGACAAGCUUCACCACCUUUUUGUUUUGUUUUUUUUUUUUUUUGUUUGUUUGUUUUAUCCCCUUAUUUGUAUUUUUCUUAGUGUUUUAUUUUAUACUUUUUCCCAUCCCUCUUCACUCCCUGCCAGCAGAGGGCGCUGGGCUCCGUUGGCACAUCUGCGUUACGGCCAAAAGGAUUCUGUAUAAAAGUGGAUUUAAAAAAAAUAAAUAAAUUAAGAACUGUGUAGUGACCUAUGGAUCCUGACGCGCUGUACCUAAACGUUUUCAUCUCCUUUAACCUGCUCCCCUUCAUCCGGUCAGGAUUCUGCUGUAAAUAAACGUGACUCUAACUGUA